Molecule: messenger RNA, 1142 nt
Organism: Aquila chrysaetos chrysaetos
Lineage: Eukaryota; Metazoa; Chordata; Aves; Accipitriformes; Accipitridae
Product: B-cell differentiation antigen CD72-like
Exons: 6
Coding region: 71-1006 (311 amino acids)
Cellular component (GO): plasma membrane
Molecular function (GO): transmembrane signaling receptor activity
Source: RefSeq, a predicted model, not a curated record
UUGCAGGUCUGAGAGAGGGGGCAACUGCAGCAGAGCAGGAACCGUCAGGGCCAUCGGGGCAGCCCAGGGCAUGGCCCAGAGCGUGGUCUACGCCGACUUGAAGUUUGCCACAGCCCCGCCGGUCCCGGCCCCCACCUGCCCCGCAGCCCCCGAUGAGGACGACAGCCCCUAUGAGAACGUGCCGCUGGGGAUGGUGACGGCAGCGCCCAGCCCAGGGCGCUGGCACCGGCGUUGGCGCAUCCCUGCACGGCUGCUGGCAGCCAGCCUGCUGCUGCUGCUGCUGCUGGCGGCCACCGUGGCCCUGGGGGCUUGCUACUGGCAGGUCACCCGCAGCCUGCAGGAUGCCUCCCGUGAGCACGCGGCCGAGCAGGGCCGCCUCUCGCAGGAGGUGAGCGCACGGGAGCAGAGCCUGGAGCAGACGCGGCUGGAGCUGGCGUGGGCCAGAGCGGAGCUGCAGCGAGCCUGGCGGGAGGGCAACAGCAGCCAGCUGGAGCUGGGGAGCGCCAGGCAGGAGCUGGCUGUGCUGGAGCAGGAGGUGCAGGAGGUGCGGGGGGAGCUCAGGGCCAGCGAGAGCUCCGUCAGCAGCCUGCGCGCCUGCGUGAAUACAGAUUGCUGCCCCUCGGGCUGGGUGCUCUACAGGAGCAGGUGCCUCUUCAUCUCGGUGGAGAAGAAGACCUGGUGGGAGAGCUAUUACGACUGCAUGACGAAAUCCGCUCGGCUGCUGGUGCAAGGCGACUGGCUGUCGUGGACGGUGCCGCAUUUUGUGCAGGUGCACGGUGCCAUGUACUGGAUUGGAGCAAAAGUUUCUCCUGACAUGAAGAGUUCUAUUGUAUGGCUGGACAGCAAGCCGUUUUACUUGUACGACCGUUCUGGAGACUGCGGAAUAUCAUCUAAUGGGAAAAUAGAGAGUUCAAAAUGUGUGAAAAGGUACCAGUGGAUCUGCGAGCAGCCUCCGAAGCUGAGCAGCGCAUCCAAGACCCUCCUUCCUCUCCUGAUCGAGGAGUGACUGGGCUGUCACCCCACUCCAUUGCAGCACUCGGGGACAGAAACUGGGGGUGCACCCCAAGACCCUCUCCCCUGUGCACGCAUUGCCUCAACUGUGUUGCAAAGCGCUGGGAAAGAGUGUCUGUAUUUUAAAGCAA